AUGCCGCGUUGCCUCAUGGCCAAGAAGUGGAAGGCAGCUCCAGCGGCGGAGCUGGCCGACGAGUCGGAUGAGGAGAUCGACGUGGUUGGUGAGGGGCGCGGCCGGAGCCCCGCGCCAGCCGCCACAGCACCAGGGCCUUCACCCCGUGAUCCUGAGCCUACGCUUCUCUACAACGGUAAGCUCUCGCUUCCUAUUUUUAAGCUUCGCUACAUCCAUAGAACAGCACUUCUGGGCUUACUCCAGGGCAAUAAGUAA
This is a messenger RNA of Parnassius apollo (apollo), 255 nucleotides long. The record is from the annotation of a GenBank genome assembly. Lineage: Eukaryota; Metazoa; Arthropoda; Insecta; Lepidoptera; Papilionidae.